Zeugodacus cucurbitae (melon fly) is the source of this 1804-nucleotide messenger RNA. RefSeq names its product probable serine hydrolase. Lineage: Eukaryota; Metazoa; Arthropoda; Insecta; Diptera; Tephritidae. The transcript has 2 exons. Bases 694 to 1749 code for a protein of 351 amino acids. The record is from RefSeq and is a predicted model, not a curated record.
UUAAGGCAACUACGGCUUGAGAGUAAUAUUUUUAGAUGGAUUAGGGAGUCUAAUAGUUUAGUUUUAUCUAAUAUAGUUUGAAAAAAAUAUUUAAAGAGGAUUUGAGACAUUAUAACGGUCAAUCUACAAUAGAUAUGUCAGAAGACUUCUAGUGUAGACUUUAGGAAAUGCUAUUAAGGGAAGUUCAGUUCGAAAGUAAUAUUUGUGGAUGGCUUGUGGAGUCUAAUAAUUUAGUGAGCAUCAAGAAAUUUUAUAUUAAGCGAUCCUUCACCCGAAUCUAGGAACAAGAGAUUCUAACCUAAAAUAUUUAAGAGCCAUUAGUGAAAAAUUGAUUAUUGGACUUCGGUUUGGAGUCCCUUUAUGGUUCUCAACGUGUUAAUAAUACAUUUCUGGGGUAGAUUUCUUAAAAUUACUCAAUUAUUCCCGAUAUAUCAUUGAGAUCGGAUAUUUGCCUUUACUUGUUAACAGUUAAGAAAGAGCUUAGAAACAAUGAGACUAAUACUUUUGCGCAACAGUGUAAGCAGCUGCGCAUGCUUCCGCUUUACGUAAGCGAGCCAGCAAAAUGGGAUCAAAGGUCAUUUAUGUUUAUAGUUUAAUAUUUCUUAAUUUGUAAGCCAACUUGACCUAAGCGUUAAAGUAUGAAGUUUCUACUAAAUUGUCUGUUAAAAAAAUAAAAUAUCCACUUCAAAAUUGAUGAGAGAAUUGUUUACUUUGCUAAAGUGGAGAGUCUUAGACGGUCAUACAUCACGCAGUGAAAAAUACAUAGUUCCAGUAGUAAGUGCCGUUAACCUUAAAGAGUGUUACAAAAUGACGGAGAGCCAACCAGUUGAAUUGCGCAUUCCCGUGCCUUGGGGUUACAUAGCCGGCUGUUGGUAUGGCGAUCAGCUGAGGCGGCCACUGCUCGCUCUACACGGUUGGCAAGACAACGCCGGCAGUUUCGCACGCUUGGCGCCACUUAUCGCAGCGCAUCGAUCCAUUUUAGCUAUCGAUCUGCCCGGUCACGGACGUUCGUCGCACUUUCCCGCCGGCAUGUCGUACCACUUCAACGAUUUUGUACGCAUCGUGCAUCGUGUUGUACGCCAUUAUAAGUGGCCCAAGGUAUCCUUUAUGGGCCACUCAAUGGGCGCCGCUUUGAGUUUUUACUACGCCGCACUCUUUCCGAACUCGGUCGAUAUGAUCAUAGCGAUUGAUGCGUUGACCACGUUAUACUUUCCGCCGCACAUACAAAUCGAUAUGAUGUCCGUUAUGACGGAGAAGGCGUUGAACGAGGAGGAUCGACUGCGGGCACCAGCGCCGGUGCCAAUUUUCGAUUAUGAGAGCUUAACUGAUUUACUUUAUCGCGGUUCGGAGCAAUCGGUCGAGUUGGCGCAUUGCAAGUGUCUGCUGGAGCGUAGUGUUCGACGGGCCGAUGGUCACUCGGAUAUGUAUUAUUUCUCUCGAGAUGGUCGAGUUAAGCUGAUGGAAAUGUUGUUUACGCAGCCGGAACUGGUGCUGGCGCUAGCUGAACGCUUGCGUAAUAUUCAUUAUCUUGUCAUUAAAGCUGAGCUCUCGUAUCACAUUGAGUUGGAGAGUCUUAAGGAUGUCUUUAGUGUUCUGCGCGCAAAUAAUCCCACAUUUGAAUUUCAUGUAAUGAAAGGUGAGAAGCAUCACGUUCACCUCAAUAGUCCCGAUAAAGUGGCGGCGUGUGUAUUGCCAUAUCUACAAAUGUAUGGUGGAGGCGGCUGUAAGCUCGCUGAGGCUAAACUAUAGUUAUAACGUUUAUUUAAAAUAAUAAUAAAAAGUAUUGUAAUUUCGUUUUCCAUUA